Molecule: messenger RNA, 738 nt
Organism: Ectocarpus siliculosus
Lineage: Eukaryota; Phaeophyceae; Ectocarpales; Ectocarpaceae
Source: the annotation of a GenBank genome assembly
AUGACGCCCAGGCCCCACCGCCGGCCAGGCCUACGACAACGGGGGAACAAUGCACCGAUGAUGGGGCAGCAAGGAGCUCUUCCGCGGGCGAAGGCACCGAAGAUCGAGCAAGAGGAGCUACGCAAUCGUUUGUUAAAUAAAGUCGAGGAGGAGCUAGCGAGGUGGCAGGCGAAGGCCGCGGGAGCCGAAGCGGCUGCAACGGUUGCUACAGCUGCGGUGGCUGCGGUGCCAGCGAAGGAAUCGCCCUUGCAAGCACCCGAGCCCGUUGUGUCCUCCACGCCGCUCGCGCCGCUGCAGCCCUACUACUACUGCGAUCCGCUCCUGGACCGCACAGCCCACUUUGCCAUGGACUGCGGGUUCUACCCAGGGGUGGCCCCCGUUCUGCUCCAGCACAUUGUGUCGACCGUGUACGGAGCGGAGUUCGCAAGCAGCGUGGCGACGCUGUCGACGGCCGACGUCGACUACAUGUUCCACACCUUCUGGACCAACGUGGUCAGCUCGUACAGCCGCGACGAGAUAUUCUUCAGGAUGACGACCCACCCAGGCAACGGCGGCAUCACGAGGGACUUGGGAGAUUUCGGGUGGCACAUCUACGGCCUCACGACAGGAGGAGCAGACACCCCGUGCGUGUGCGUGGGCUACACGGAAUGCCACGGGCCGAAUCCGGAUAUCGGCAGAUAUCUAUUUCAUGGCCAAUGGGUCAGCUACCCUCCCGCUGGUAACAUCUGUGCCUCGUGA